Molecule: messenger RNA, 435 nt
Organism: Endocarpon pusillum Z07020
Lineage: Eukaryota; Fungi; Ascomycota; Eurotiomycetes; Verrucariales; Verrucariaceae
Exons: 3
Coding region: 1-435 (144 amino acids)
Biological process (GO): tail-anchored membrane protein insertion into ER membrane
Source: RefSeq, a predicted model, not a curated record
AUGCCCACCCUCCUCCUAACGAUCUUCCUAAUUCAGCUCUCCAUCCACCUAAUCAACACCAUCGGCGCAUCUACCCUCAACGAGCUCCUAUGGACCCUCUACACCCGCGCCCCGCUCUCCACAACCUCGCAACCAAUGCACGAACAGACGCGUCUGCGCCGCGAAGUCGUGCGCCUGAAACGCGAGAUGGCGGCCACGUCGGCACAGGACAAUUUCGCGCGCUGGGCCAAGAUCAGGCGCGAGCAUGACAAGGCCUUGGCGCGGCAUGAUGAGCUCGCGGCGACGAAUAAUUCCUUCCGAUCCAAAUUCAACACCUACGCCUCGGCGACGAGGUGGAUCUCCACGAAUGGACUGCGUCUGUUUCUGCAGUUCUGGCAUGCCAGGACGGCGGUGUUUAGAUUGCCGCUGAAGCUAGUCCUUAUUAAUCUAGAUUAA